Messenger RNA from Pongo pygmaeus (Bornean orangutan), 6382 nucleotides. RefSeq names its product zinc finger protein 607 (gene ZNF607). Gene Ontology annotation, biological process: regulation of DNA-templated transcription. The transcript has 5 exons. The record is from RefSeq and is a predicted model, not a curated record. Gene Ontology annotation, molecular function: DNA-binding transcription factor activity, RNA polymerase II-specific; RNA polymerase II cis-regulatory region sequence-specific DNA binding. Bases 2587 to 4677 code for a protein of 696 amino acids. NCBI's taxonomy places the organism in Eukaryota, Metazoa, Chordata, Mammalia, Primates, Hominidae.
UACUUAUUCAGUUACUUUGCCCAUUUUUGUUGGGCUUUUUAUUAUUGAGUUGCAAGACUUCUUUAUAUAUUCUAGAUACAAACCCCUUAUUGGAUACCUAGUUUACAAACAAUUUUUCUCAUUCUUUGGGUAGCUUCUCACAUUCUUGGUGCGUUUUGAAGCACAAUGUUUUACAAUUUAUGUCCAAUUUCCUUUUUUGAUGUUGUUGCUUGUGAUUCUGAUGUCACAGUUAAGAAACAAUUGCUGACUAUAGAGUCCAGAAGAUUUAUGCCUACAUUUCCUUCUAAAUGUUUUACUGUUUUAAGUCUUACACUUAGGUGUUUGAUCCAUUUUGAGUUGAUUUUGUAUAUGGUGAGAGGCAGGGAACUCAAUUCAUUCUUUUCUAUGUGCAUCUCUAGUUCCAGUCUUUGUUGAAAAGACUACUCUUCCCUUCCUUAAAAUGCCUUGGUAUCCUUGCUGAAAAUAAUAUGUGGAGCCGGGCGCAGUAGCUCAUGCCUAUAAUCCCAGCACUUUGGGAGGGCGAGGCGGGCGGAUCAUCUGAGGUCGGGAGUUCGAGACCAGCCUGACCAACAUGGUAAAACCCUGUCUCUACUAAAAAUACAAAAUUAGCUGGGCAUGGUGGUGCAUACCUGUAAUUCCAGCUACUCAGGAGGCUGAGGCAGGAAAAUCGCUUGAACCUGGGAGGUGGAGGUUGCAGUGAGCCAAGAUUAUGCCAUUGCACUCCAGCCUGGGCAACCAGAGCAAAACUCCGUCUCAAAAAAAGAAAAAAGAAAAAGAAAAUAUGUGGAGUCAAUUUAAUCCAUUGAUCUAUAUGUGGUAUUUCUGAGGGAUUACUCAGGAGAUUCAGGAGCAACAAAUCCAAGAACUAAUUAAGAGAAGAAAUAAGUGAUCAAUAAGUUCUUCGAUUGUAACUUUAAUAGUUUUUUUUUUCCUUGACUAUUUGUAUUUUUGAAUGGUGAAUUUUUAGUUUUUGUUCCUUUUCCUCUUAGGGUAUAGACAAAUACUUUUUAUGUUUAAAUUAAUUUUACCUAUUUAUUUUUUGAGACAAGGUCUUGCUCUGUUGCUCAGGCUGGAGUGCAGUGACACCAUCUUACCUCACUGAAGCCUGAACUCCCGGGCUCAACUGAUCCUCCUACCUUUGCCUUUGGAAUAGCUGGGCCCACAGGUGUGUGCCACUACACCAGGCUAACUUUCGUUUUUGGUAGAGUUUGGGAGGAGAGGGGUGUCUCGCUAUGUUUCUUAGGCUGGUCUUGAACUUCUGGCCUCAACUGAUCCUCCUGCCUUGGCCUCCGAAAAUGCUGGGAUUAAGGGCGUGAGCCACCGUGCCCAGCCUGUAUUCAUCAAUAUUUUAUUAAGCCAAAGAAACAGGAAAUUCGGACUAUUAAAUAUUUGUCCGUUUUAGCUGUUGUAAAUAUUUCCCCCAAAUUUACUUACCUAAAAAUUUUUCUUAUUCAUUUUUUACCAUUUGGAAAUUUUGGAUGCUUAUAAAUAACUAUCAAGAUUUACAAAGUAUUACAUGAAGGAUCAAAAAAAUUUUUUAAAUUUCUUAUUUUAUCUUUAAGAAGCCUAUUCCAGAACAAAAAUAAUAAAACUAUUUAGCAGUUAUUUCUUCAGAUGAUUUUUGAGUCAAAUUUUUAGUCAAAUAUAUUCGUGUCCAAAGAUGAAGAACAUAAUGUCAUGUAUUGAAGAAUGUGAUGGAACUUCAAACCCUCAUAUAGGACGUGAGUCCAUUUACCUAGCGCUUGACGAGACAAGCUGGGCCUGUCGGGUGGUAUUAAAAGUCCGGGUUCCAUGUGUUACCAAGGAGGCCGGCGCUACCUCAGGGGCCAUGAAGGUUUUGGCGCCCCACCCUGAGGAGCUCACACCCAUCCAGCAGGUGAUCCCUUCCGAGGCUACCUGGAUCAGUUUCUACUCAGACUCGCCUCCUACUGGCCCUGAGAACGCACUAACUCCACCCUAGGCCUUAGGCCACGGGCCCAGUAGUGGCCGAUGUGCGCAUGCGCACUCAUAGGCAAGGCGGCCACUCCCAGAAGUCUCCGGGGCUCCGGCCGUGGGUGGGAGGUGCGGUCCCAGUGGUCGCCGCCGUAUUUCUCGUAGGUUUUUUAGGAUUCUGGACUCCAUUUCUCACCAGUACCUGCGGUCCUGACUGUUCUGGCUUGGACUACAUAUUCCACAGGCAACGGAGAAAACUUGGACCCCUGGCUCCGGUUCCGGGACCUUUUGGUUCCACCUGAAGAAGGCGGCGGAGGUCACUGCGGGAGCCUCUGCAGCCCCAGCCCGCCGUCCGCGUGGUACCCUGCGUGGCGGUGAGAGUGGCGCUGCAGGAGGCGCUCAGAGCGCGGAGGCUCCCAGGCAGGCCGGGCGAGUCUCCCGCCUCCUCUGGCCCUAGGGUGCUGGAGCUGCGGAGGAGGAGCCCGUCUCUAGGAGACAGGCGGGGAGCCUGAGAGACCGCGCAGCGGCGACAGGACCGGCUUGCCUGUGUGACGUGGGUGCAGUUGUGGGUCUGUGAGGGGUCUUGGUUCUUUUGACUUUGCUCUUCUGGUAGAGAAACGCUGAGGACUGAUCAACUCUUGCCAGUCUCAAACCAUGGCCUGUGGAUCAAUAACAUUCAGGGAUGUGGCCAUAGACUUCUCUCAUCAGGAGUGGGAAUAUCUCAACCUGGUUCAGAAGACCUUGUACCAGGAGGUGAUGAUGGAGAACUACGAUAACUUAGUCUUAUUGGCAGGACAUUCCAAAUCUAAGCCAGAUUUAAUCACCUUAUUGGAGCAAGGAAAAGAGCCAUGGAUGAUUGUGAGGGAAGAAACAAGAGGAGAGUGUACAGAUUUGGAUUCAAGAUGUGAAAUAAUCAGCGAUGGGAAAAUGCAGCUUUAUAGGAAACACUCAUCUGUUACUCUCCAUCAGAGAAUUCAUAAUGGACAGAAACCAUAUGAGUGUAAAGAGUGUCAGAAGUCCUUUAGUCAUCUUACAGAACUCAUGGUACAUCAAACAAUUCAUACUAGUGAGGAACCUGAUCAAUGUGAAGAGUUUGGGAAGGCAUUUAGCCAUCUUACAGACCUUAGAAAGCAUCAGAAAAUUCAUGCUCGUGAGAAACCUUAUGAAUGUGAAGAAUGUGGGAAGGUCUUCAGUUAUCCUGCAAACCUUGCUCAACAUGGGAAGGUUCAUGUUGAGAAACCCUAUGAAUGUAAAGAGUGUGGGGAAGCUUUUAGGACUAGCCGUCAACUUACUGUACAUCAUAGAUUUCAUUAUGGUGAGAAACCCUACGAAUGUAAGGAAUGUGGCAAGGCCUUUAGUGUGUAUGGACGACUUAGUCGACAUCAGAGUAUUCACACUGGUGAGAAGCCCUUUGAAUGUAACAAAUGUGGGAAGUCCUUUAGGCUCAAAGCAGGCCUUAAAGUACAUCAGAGUAUUCAUACUGGAGAGAAGCCACAUGAAUGUAAGGAAUGUGGAAAGGCCUUUCGUCAGUUUGCCCACCUUGUGGGUCAUAAAAGAAUUCAUACUGGAGAAAAACCCUAUGAAUGCAAGGAAUGUGGGAAGGGCUUUACAUGUAGGUAUCAACUUACCAUGCAUCAGAGAAUUUAUUCAGGGGAGAAACCUUAUGAAUGUAAAGAAAAUGGGGAGGCUUUUAGUAGUGGCCAUCAACUUACUGCACCUCAUACAUUUGAAAGUGUUGAGAAACCUUAUAAGUGUGAGGAAUGUGGGAAAGCCUUUAGUGUGCAUGGACGACUUACUCGACAUCAGGGUAUUCAUAGUGGUAAGAAACCCUAUGAAUGUAACAAAUGUGGGAAGUCCUUUAGGCUCAAUUCAUCCCUUAAAAUACAUCAAAAUAUUCAUACCGGUGAGAAACCCUACAAAUGUAAGGAAUGUGGGAAGGCCUUCAGUCAGCGUGCACACCUUGCCCAUCAUAACAGAAUUCACACUGGUUACAAACCCUUUGAAUGUAAAGAAUGCGGGAAGUCCUUUCGUUGUGCCUCAUAUCUUGUUAUACAUGAGAGAAUUCAUACGGGAGAGAAACCCUAUGUAUGUCAAGAGUGUGGGAAGGGUUUUAGUUAUCGCCAUAAACUCACUAUACAUCGCAGAGUUCAUACUGGUGAGAAACCUUAUGAAUGUAAGGAAUGUGGGAAGGCCUUUAGUGUAUCUGCACAACUUACUCAGCAUCUGAGUAUUCACAGUGGUAAGAAACCCUUUGAAUGCAACCAAUGCGGGAAGUCUUUUAAGUUCAUUUCUGUACUUAAAGCCCAUCAGAAUAUUCAUAGUGCUGAGAAACCCUACGAAUGUAAGGAAUGUGGCAAGGCCUUUCGUCAUGCCACAAGCCUCAUAUAUCAUGACCGAACUCAUGCUGGUGAAAAGUCCUAUGAAUGUAAAGAAUGUGGGGAAACUUUUAGUCAUGCUUCACAUCUUAUUAUUCAUGAGAGAAUUCAUACCGGUGAUAAACCCUAUGAAUGUAAAAGAUGUGGGAAGGCAUUUCACUGUGCCUCAUAUCUUGUUAGACAUGAAAGCGUUCAUGCUGAUAGAAAUCCCUAUAUGUGUGAAGAGUGUGGGAAAGCUUUUAAUAGUAGCCAUGAACUUAGUAUACAUCAUAGAGUUCAUACUGGUGAGAAACCCUUUAAAUGUAACAAAUGCAGAAGGUCCUUUAGGCUUAGAUCCAUCCUUGAAGUACAUCAGAGAAUUCAUGUUUGAUAGAGAAAUUGUGGCAUAUACAGGUAGUAAAGAAAGCACAUUGUGUCAAUGGAUUUAUCCCACUGAACAAUUUGAACGAAGACAAUGUGGAAUGGCUUUGAGAUACAGUUCAGUUUUUAUUAGGCAUCAAUUUGUAUUGGUGUGAACUUUUCAAAAUGUAAAUAAUAUAUGCAGUUUCUUUGGUAUGACCUGUGUUAACUCAGAUUCAGAGAAUUUAUAAUGUAUUUUUUUAAUAACAUAAAACUUUUCUGAUAUUCCUCUAGUUUUGGAUUGCCAAAAUAUUCAUAGUAGAGGAAAACAGAGAACGUAGGAAACCAUUCUUUAUACUUGCAUGUAAACAUCUUCCAGCAACAAUCAUUUAUUGUUAAACGUGGGAAAAGCCAUUACACAGGAAAGCUCUGUCAAUAUAAGCGCUGAUGGGAAAGGCUAUUUAGCUACUCUGCAUAUUUAAUGCUCAUGAUCAACAUCCGCUUCCUAUAGCUGGGAUGAUAUUGGGGAAGAUAUUUAUCCCUUCUGGGGAUCAUAUAUAAAUGAUGAUAGUAGUACCUACAGUAUAGUGCUGUUAGAAUUACAUGAGUUAGAUGUGGAGGUCAGAGUGGAAGCAGGUGUGAGAGGAUCCCGCAGAAGAAAACAUGGCUGCCAAAGUGUUUGAGUCCAUCGGCAAGUUUGGCCUGGCCUUAGCUGUUGCAGGAGGCAUGGUGAACUCUGCCUUAAGUAAUGUGGAUGCUGGGCACAGAACUGCCAUCUUUGACCGAUUCCGUGGAGUACAGAACAUUGUGGUAGGGGAAGGGACUCACUUUCUCAUCCUAUGGGUACGAAAACCAAUUGUCUUUGACUGCUGUUCUCAACCACGUAAUGCGCCGGUCAUCACUGGUAGCAAAGAUUUACAGAAUGUCAACAUCACACUGUGCAUCCUCUUCUGGCCCGUCACUAGCCAGCUUCCUCGCAUCUUCACUGGCAUUGGAGAGGACUGUGAUGAGUGUGUGCUGCUGUUCAUCACCACGGAGAUCCUCAAGUCACUGGUGGCUCGCUUUGAUGCUGGAGAACUAAUCACCCAGAGGGAGCUGGUCUCCAGCCAGGUGAGCAACGACCUUAUGGAGUGAGCAGCCACCUUUGGGUUCAUUCUGGAUGAUGUGUCUUUGACACAUCUGACCUUGAAGGAGUUAACAGAAGUGGUGGAAGCCAAACAGGUGGCCUCCCAGGAAGCAGAGAGCGCCAGAUUUGUGGUGGAAAAGGCUGAGCAGCAGAAAAAGGCGGCAUCAUCUCUGCUGAGGGUGACUCCAAGGCAGCUGAGCUGAUUUGCCAACUCGGCCACUGCAGGGGACGGCCAGAGCGAGCUGUGCAAGCUGGAAGCUGCGGAAGACAUUGCAUACCAGCUCUCAUGCUCUCGGAACAUCACCUGCCUGCCGGCGGGGCAGUCCAUGCUCCUCCAGCUGCCCUAGUGAGGGCCCAGCCUACCUGCACCUCCGUGAGGCAACUGGGCCACAGCCCGGAUGAUUCGUAACACCACCUUCCUUCGCCCUCACCCCAGAAAUCACUGAAAUUUCAUGAUUGGCUUAAAGUGAAGGAAGUAAAGGUAAAAUCACUUCAGAUCUCUAAAAAACAAAAAAAGAAUUACAUGAGUUAGUACAUGAAAAAAUUACGGGAAACUACAUGAAAUAUACUGUUACGUUCAAUAAACAUUAGCUUCUGUAUAUAAUAAUAU